GGCCAGGGAACCUGACAUGGCCUCGGCUCUCUCCCUCCAUCCUUUUCGAUUCCGACAGACUUGUGGGUCAAAGCUCUCAGUCCAUCCCUUUAUUAUAACACCCCUUCAGGACUGCAGAUUUGCGUGAGAAAUACCACAGGGGGAGAGAGACAGAGAGAGGAGAUUCCAUUGCGAUAUUAGGCUAAGCUCUAUUGGUUCUAAUGCAAUGCCGACAACAUACCUCGUUGGAAAGGAUGUUGCAUUUGAUGCUGUGAGGUUGUAUAUAUAAUUCCUCAGCUUUUGUUCUUCUGCUUGUAGUGCUUGGUAGGCAGGAAAGCAAUGGAGCUUGAUGAGCAUGGCUUCUUGGAGGAGCUGCUUUCCCUGAGAAGAGAUGCAUGGGACUCCUUUCCGGCGGGAAUGGGCGAGUUCUUCUCCUGUGAAGGGAACAUGGACUGCUUCCAGCAGAGCUCUGCGCUGGUCCCUCCCAGCUUUACUGCCUUCGACGGCGGCGUCGCCAUGACCGUGGAUCCUAAUUUCGACUGCUUGAGCGAAUUGUACUGUCCGCUAGGCGGCGGCGUGUACACGGCGGCCACGACGGCGGCGCCGGAGAUCCAGACCUCGUCGGUCAGGUCGACGCUGGACGACGGCGAGCUCGGCCUCGUCCAUGGAGAGUGGCAGAGCGCGUGCAAAGUGGAGGUGGCGCAGUCCGGGGAGGCGCCGAGUAUGUUCGAACUGAGCGGCUGCGUGGAGAGGAAGCAGAAGAAGAAGCUCGAGGGGAUGCCUUCCAAGAAUCUAAUGGCGGAGCGGCGGCGAAGGAAACGGCUCAACGAUCGGCUAUCCAUGCUGCGAUCUGUUGUUCCCAAGAUCAGCAAGAUGGACAGAACAUCCAUUCUCGGGGACACCAUCGACUACAUGAAGGAGCUGUUGGAGAGGAUCAAGCGCCUGCAGGAGGAGAUCGACGGCAGCCCGGAGCAGGCGAGUCUACUGAGCAUCUUCAAGGAGUUGAACUCCAACGAGGCCUUGGUGAGGAACUCCCCCAAGUUCGAGGUGGAGAGACGAGACAACGACACCCGAAUCGAGAUCUGCUGCGCGGCCAAGCCGGGUCUGCUGCUGUCGACGGUGAGCACCCUGGAGGCGCUGGGACUGGAGAUCCAACAAUGCGUGGUGAGUUGCUUCAGUGACUUCGGCAUGCAGGCGUCUUGUUCCGAGGACAUGGAUCAGAGGGCAGUCGUAAGCGCCGAGGACGUAAAGCAGGCGCUCUUCAGGAAUGCAGGAUAUGGAGGAAGGUGUUUGUAGAAGAAGAUGCAGCAGCAGAAUGCAGGGGCUUACAGAUGAAUAAUGCUUCUAUGUAAUGUUUUCCUUUGUAGCGAAGGUGAUUAGAUCAGUGUGUGAAGUGUGUUCAUCUACUUCACAUGGUGA
Molecule: messenger RNA, 1398 nt
Organism: Musa acuminata AAA Group (dessert banana)
Lineage: Eukaryota; Viridiplantae; Streptophyta; Magnoliopsida; Zingiberales; Musaceae
Product: transcription factor BHLH3-like
Exons: 4
Coding region: 319-1275 (318 amino acids)
Biological process (GO): regulation of DNA-templated transcription
Cellular component (GO): nucleus
Molecular function (GO): protein dimerization activity; sequence-specific DNA binding; DNA-binding transcription factor activity
Source: RefSeq, a predicted model, not a curated record